Messenger RNA from Gopherus evgoodei (Goodes thornscrub tortoise), 1879 nucleotides. It is a transcript of the gene APH1B, whose product is annotated as aph-1 homolog B, gamma-secretase subunit. Gene Ontology annotation, molecular function: protein-macromolecule adaptor activity. Gene Ontology annotation, biological process: Notch signaling pathway; positive regulation of catalytic activity; Notch receptor processing. Gene Ontology annotation, cellular component: endoplasmic reticulum; gamma-secretase complex; membrane. NCBI's taxonomy places the organism in Eukaryota, Metazoa, Chordata, Testudines, Testudinidae. The record is from RefSeq and is a predicted model, not a curated record.
AUGACUGCGGCUGUAUUCAUUGGGUGCAGCUUCAUCGCCUUCGGGCCGGCACUGGCCCUGUGCGUCUGCACCAUGCCGCUGCGCCUUGUCUUCCUCAUCGCUGGGUUCUCUUGUGUGUUUGUGUGUGUUCUUUGCAUAGUGUCUGGCCUGGGUUUUGCGAUCAUGAGUGGAGUAUUUUCUCUUGUGAAUAUCCUGACUGACUCCUUGGGACCAGGCACAGUGGGUAUUUAUGGAGAUUCUCCUCAGUACUUCCUGUCUUCUGCAUUCAUGACUUUGGCCAUUGUUCUGCUGCACGUAUUUUGGGGCAUUGCAUUUUUUGAUGCUUGUGAAAAGAAGAAGUGGUGGGCGCUGGCACUAGUCAUCCUGAGCCAUUUGCUGGUAUCAGGUCUGACUUUCCUGAAUCCUCAGUAUGAAGGCAGCCUAGUGCCAUCUUAUAUUAUCAUGAUGCUUAUGGUUACCUGGGCUUUCUUCACUGCUGGUGGCUCCCUUAGAAAUCUGAAACUGCGUCUGAUGUGCAGAGACAAGGACUUCCUUCUAGGCAACCAGCACCCCAGAUAACCUCUAAGCAUCUGGAUUUUACCCAUCCAUCUCUCUACAUGUGCUUUCACUAAACAACUGGUGCCUUCUUGACCUUUCUUGAAUGCAAAGUUGAGAUAUAUAUGUACUCCUGUGUAACUUGGCUUCUUUCAGGCAGCUGUCUGAACUGCAUAUGUGAGUGAAAUCUCCUUAAGAGUACCCCAAAAUUAAACAGUUUACAUGUUAGCUGCUGCUUUGUGCACCAAGUUUGGGCUGAGUUACUAGAACAAAUGAACACAUAUCAAACAUGGAUAGACUAGAUUUAAAGCUAAAAGGCUAUCUGCUAACUUCGAAUUGCACAUCCACUUUGCUAUGGAAUUAAUAAAGAUAACAUUUUAUUGUGCCACAGUGAACUUCUCAAUGCAAUAAUGAAAAAACACAAUUUUCUGAUGGUGUUUUAGCCAAAGUUAAGAUGUUUCCUAUUUUAAAAAGCUAUAAUAUUUAAUAGUUAGGCUUUUUGAAUUGUUAAAAUAUGUUUUAGAGCAUAGGGCAAUAACGUCUCUGUGUAAAUAUUAGAAAUAUCCCUUCAGGACUAUGUUGUUUGUAUAGUAGAGAUGACACACAAAGGACCAUAACUUUUUCUGACUCCUGAAAAUGUACUCAGGGUAUGUCUACACUACAAAAUUAGGUCGAUUUUAUUUAAGUUGACACUGAGCCUCCGUUUUAAGCAAGUCGAUUCUGCGUGCCUCACUAUGCACAUUGUGUCAACGGAGCGCAUCCUCACUAGCAGGGCUUGCAUCAACUCAAGGAGCGCUGCACUGUGGGUAGCUAUGCCAUGGUGCAUGGACCCGAAUGGAAUGUUGGGUUGGGCUUGCAGUGCCUCAUAGGACCAAAACAUUUGCACAGGUGGCUAUGGGAACAUGGCAUUAGCCUCCCAUGACGCACUUACCUCCCUCCCUGAAAUCAAUAGCAAACAAAUCAAGCCUUUUUUCCUAAGCCUGAGUUACCUGUGCAGACUCCAUAGCACAGCAAGCAUGGACCCCACUGAGCUGUACACUGUUGUGAGUAUUACAAACACUUCAUGCCUUAUCCUGCAGUAUUUGCUCAGCCAAAGCAGGAGCCGCCGUGCAGAACAACGUGAUGUCACUCAAGCAGCCCUGCUUGAAGCCAUGGAAUGGAGCAAUUCGCAGCUGCUGGUGACAGUUGUGUAUCAUCUUGACACGGUGGAGUGCUGCUUCUGGGCCCGGGAAACAAGCACUAACUGGUGGGACCACAUAGUUAUGCAGCUAUGGGAUGACAAGCAGUGGAUGGAGAACUUUUGAAUGUGCAAGGCCACUUUCAUGGAACUGUGCGAAGAGCUUUC